Dryobates pubescens (Downy woodpecker) is the source of this 8468-nucleotide messenger RNA. It is a transcript of the gene NCOR2, whose product is annotated as nuclear receptor corepressor 2. The transcript has 47 exons. Gene Ontology annotation, biological process: negative regulation of transcription by RNA polymerase II. NCBI's taxonomy places the organism in Eukaryota, Metazoa, Chordata, Aves, Piciformes, Picidae. Gene Ontology annotation, molecular function: transcription corepressor activity. The record is from RefSeq and is a predicted model, not a curated record. Bases 410 to 7792 code for a protein of 2460 amino acids.
CCGCCGCCGCCUCCCGCCGUGCUCGGCAGGGCAGGGCGCUGCUGGGCCAGCGCUGCGGCGGAGGGGCGGCACGGCCCGGCCCCACGGGCGGGCGGACGAACAGACAGACAGACGCGCACACACACCCCGACAAACGGAGCAACCGCCGGACAGCCCCAUGGCUCUGGAUUUAUAAACACGGCGCAGAUGGCGGGGCCGGGGCCCCGCGCCCAGCGCUGCCCCGCCGGCCGCUGAAGCAGGAGGCGAGGAGGGAACGGCGGUCGGCGGCGGCGAUGGGGGGCGGCAGCUGCCGGCGGGAUUAGUUGUUGGGUGACGUGGGAAGCUCGCACACGAUGAAGAGGAGCUGCUGUCUCUCCUAACCCUUUGUCUGUGAUUUGGAGGCAGCGAGCACCACACCUGCUGGUUCGAGAUGUCUGGAUCCACGCAGCCUGUGACGCAGAGCUGGCGCGCGGCCGAGCCACGCUACCCGCCCCACGCCAUGUCCUACCCUGUUCAGAUUGCUCGACCACAUGCGGACGUUGCACUGUUGGAGUACCAGCAUCAUUCCAGGGAUUUUGCUUCCCACCUCCCUCCGGGGUCAAUCAUGCAGCCGCAGCGGCGGAGACCAUCCCUGCUCUCUGAGUUCCAGCCAGGCAAUGAAAGAUCUCAGGAGCUGCACCUGAGAACUGAGGCUCAUUCCUAUCUCUCUGACCUGACCAAGCCAUCGGACUUGGAGUUCAUUGAAACCAAGAGGCCACGCCUAGAUCUACUGCAGGACCCGCUGAUGCGGCACUCGCCUCUCCUGAACCAGAGCCAGCAGGGAGGGACAGAGGAUCUCUCCAAGGAUCGUGGCCUGCCUGGCAAACUGGAGCCUGUGUCGCCCGUGAGCCCUGCUCACGCUGACGCGGAGCUGGACCUGCUGCCGGCGCGGCUGUCGAAGGAGGAGCUCAUCCAGAACAUGGACCGCGUCGACCGCGAGAUCACCAUGGUGGAGCAGCAGAUCUCCAAGCUGAAGAAGAAGCAGCAACAGUUGGAGGAAGAAGCAGCCAAACCACCAGAGCCUGAAAAACCCAUCUCCCCGCCUCCUAUCGAGUCCAAACAUCGCAGCUUGGUGCAGAUCAUCUACGACGAGAACAGGAAGAAGGCAGAGGCUGCCCACCGGAUCCUGGAAGGACUGGGGCCUCAGGUGGAGCUGCCAUUAUACAACCAGCCUUCAGACACCAGGCAAUACCAUGAAAACAUUAAAAUAAACCAGGCAAUGCGGAAGAAGUUAAUUUUGUACUUUAAGAGGAGAAAUCAUGCUCGCAAACAGUGGGAACAGAAGUUUUGCCAGCGCUAUGACCAGCUGAUGGAGGCCUGGGAAAAAAAGGUGGAGCGCAUCGAAAAUAACCCCCGACGGCGUGCCAAGGAGAGCAAAGUGCGGGAGUACUAUGAGAAGCAAUUCCCGGAGAUCCGGAAGCAGCGGGAACUGCAAGAGCGCAUGCAGAGGGUAGGACAGAGGGGCAGUGGUGGGCUCUCCAUGUCGGCCGCACGCAGCGAGCACGAGGUGUCGGAAAUCAUUGAUGGGCUCUCAGAGCAAGAGAACCUGGAGAAGCAGAUGCGCCAGCUCGCCGUCAUCCCCCCCAUGCUCUAUGAUGCCGACCAGCAGCGCAUUAAAUUCAUCAACAUGAACGGUCUCAUGGAUGACCCCAUGAAGGUCUACAAGGACCGGCAGGUGAUGAACAUGUGGAGCGAACAGGAGAAGGAGACCUUCCGGGAGAAGUUCAUGCAGCACCCGAAGAACUUUGGCCUGAUUGCAUCCUUUCUGGACAGGAAGACGGUGGCAGACUGUGUCCUCUAUUACUACCUGACCAAGAAGAAUGAGAACUACAAAAACCUUGUCAGGAGGAAUUACCGACGGCGUGGGAAGAGCCAGCAGCAGCAAAUGCCCCGGAGCAGCCAAGACGAGAAAGAUGAAAAAGAGAAAGAAAAGGAGAAGGAGGGAGAGAAGGAAGAAGACAAGCAGGAAGCAGAAAACGACAAAGAAGAACUGACAAAGGACAAGAACGACGACACAUCUGGGGAAGACAACGAUGAGAAAGAAACUGUCACCUCCAAGGGUCGCAAAACAGCCAACAGCCAGGGCCGGCGCAAGGGCCGCAUCACCCGCUCCAUGGCCAACGAAGCCAACAACGAGGAGGCAGCCACCCCGCAGCAGAGCGCCGAGCUGGCUUCUCUGGAGAUGAAUGAAAGCUCUCGCUGGACUGAGGAGGAGAUGGAGACAGCUAAAAAAGGUCUCCUUGAGCAUGGGCGGAACUGGUCAGCCAUUGCCAGGAUGGUGGGCUCCAAGACCGUGUCGCAGUGCAAAAACUUCUACUUCAACUACAAGAAGAGGCAGAACCUGGAUGAGAUCCUACAGCAGCACAAACUGAAAAUGGAGAAAGAAAGGAACGCCAAGAGGAAGAAGAAAAAAGGCGCUGCCGUUCAAAACGAAGAAGCCACCUUCCCUCCUGCCGCCGAGGACGAGGAGAUGGAGGUGUCAGGGACGAGCGGCAAUGAGGAGGAGAUGGCUGAGGAGGCAGAAGCUGCAGUAAAUAACAGCUCCGACACCGAGAGCAUUCCCUCGCCGAGGCCCGAAGCCAAAGAAGGAGGCGAAAACGGGGCCAAGGCACCACCCGGGCCGGGAGGUGACUCCGGCACAGAACCGGCAGUCAAGUUGGAAGAGGCUCCAACACCCGCUGACGCUCCUGCUGCUUCCCCUGCCAACCCAGCUCCUGCUGCCAGCCCUCUGCCGGAGGCAGCUGCUGAGCCGCCCAGCAGUGAGGAGAAGGUGCAGGAGGACUUGGUGGUGGACGUGGUAAAGACGGAGGAGCCAGAGGAGAAGGUGAGCGAAGAGCCCUGCAAGAGUGAGGUGAAGAAGGAGGAGAGUGAAGACAGCCAGGAGAAGGACAAGGGGAAUGACAAGAAGGCAGAAAGUGGCGUCAGUGGUGGAGGGACAGCGGGGACGGAGGGGACGCCCAAGGCUGAGAAGAAGGAGAGCCAUAAAGGCAGUAAAGGCCCCGGGGUGAACCCCGACAGCGACUCCAGCGCAACCUGCAGCGCAGACGAGAUGGACGAGCAAGAUGCUGUGGACAAGAGCAGGUUGCUGUCCCCCCGGCCCAGCCUGCUCAACACCACCAGCGAUGCCCGGCUGAACUCCUCGCCGCAGAAGCCGCUGGACCUGAAACAGCUGAAGCAGCGUGCUGCUGCCAUCCCUCCUAUUCAGAUCACAAAAGCCCAUGAGUCUGCCCGUGAGGACACAGCCCCAAGCAAGCUCUCACAGUCCCAGCAGCAGCAGGCUGAGAAGGAGCAGCAGCAGCAGCCAAGCAGCAGUCCCAGAGGGAAGAGCAGGAGCCCUGCUGUUGGUGACAAGGAAGAAAAGUCUGUGCACUUCUCAUCCAUCGCAGAGGCUCAGAAGCCGAGCGCAGAGCCGACGGCCACCUCAUGCUGGCCUCCUGUCCUGUCCUACCCCCGGGAUGUGAUCAAAACCUCUCCCCAGGCAGAGCCCCACUUGUUUCAAUACAACCCAUCAGGACACCCCAUCCCUCUAAACCUGCAUGAGAGUUCUCGCUCAGGGCUGCAGAGACUGGCGAGCAUCUCCAACCCUCCUCCCCUCAUCUCCUCCACCAAGCACCCCUCUGUGCUGGAGAGACCGGUUGGAUCCAUCUCCCAGGGUAUGCCCAUCCAGCUCCACACACCCUACAGCUCCGAGCAUGCCAAGGUCCCUGUUGGCUCCAUCACCAUGGGCUUGCCACUGACCAUGGAUCCCAAGAAACUGGUGCCUUUUCCUGGAGUAAAGCAGGAACAACUUUCUCCUAGAAGCCAGGCCAGCCAGCCGGAAAGUCUGGUUCUGCAGCCGUCCCAGGAGGGCUCCAUCCUGCGGGGUACUUCCCUCAGCUCUGCCUCAGGAGGGAGCAUCACCAAGGGAACACCUACAUCCAGGCCCCCUCUGGAGUCAUCCAUCACCUACCGAGGGUCCAUCACACAUGGCACCCCGGCAGAAGUGCUGUACAAAGGAACCAUUACCAGGAUAAUCGGAGAAGACAGCCCCAGCAGAGCAGACAAGGCAAGAGAGGAUGCCAUGCCCAAAGGCCAUGUCAUCUACGAAGGGAAGAAAGGCCACGUGCUGUCCUACGAGGGUGGAGUUGCUGCUUCUCAGUGUCCAAAAGAAGACAGCAGGAGUUCAGGCACUUCACAUGAGACCACAGGAACCAAGAGGACCUACGAUAUGAUGGAGGGGAGGAUCAACCGAGGCUUAUCAGCCCGUGAUACCUUAUCUGCCAGCAUUGAAGGUCUCAUGGGUCGAGCGAUCCCUCCCGACCGACACAGUCCCCAUAGCCUAAAGGAGCAGCAUCACAUGAGGGGCUCAAUUACACAAGGAAUACCUCGGUCCUAUGUGGAGGCCCAUGAGGACUACCUCAGAAGAGAAGCCAAACAGCUCAAGAGGGAAAACACUCCACCAAGGGACUUAUCUGAUGCCUACAAGGUCAGGUCUCACGAAGGCCUUACUCCUCUGAAAAUGAAGACAGCCCAUGAAGGCCUGGUGGCCACAGUGAAAGAAGCAGGAAGAUCAAUCCAUGAGAUUCCCCGAGAGGAGCUGAGGCGAACACCAGACAUCUCUCUGGCAAGACCUCUGAAGGAAGGCUCUAUCACACAGGGUACUCCACUGAAGUACGACAGCAGCUCUUCCUCCUCGAGUUCCAAAAAGCACGACGUGAGGUCCAUCAUCGGCAGCCCCGGCAGGACUUUUCACUCUGUGCACUCGCUGGAUGUCAUCCAGGACCCGAGGAAUCUGGAGAGAGCUUACGAAGAGAGCCUGAAAAACAGACCAAGCCCAGUGACAAACUCGGGUGGUUCCAUUGCCAGAGGGGCUCCUGUGAUUGUGCCAGAGCCAGGGAAACCCCACCAAGGCACCCUGGCCUAUGAGGACCACCAAGCAGGGCACAGCACAGCCUUCAGCAGCCACCUACACAGAGGGUCUCCAGUCUCCACACGAGAGUCCACACCACGGCAGCAUGAAGGGAGUAUCACUGCUGGGAAGCCAGUGUCCCAGGACAGAAAGAUCACCCCCACAUCGAGGGAGCUCACCAACUCCAAGUCUCCACACGCCCCCGUGGCCGACCACCACCACCCCAUCUCCCCGUACGAGCACCUGCUCCGCGGUGUGAGCGGGGUCGACCUGUACCGAGGACACAUCCCGCUGGCUUUUGACCCUGCUGCUAUCCCAAGGGGAAUCCAACUGGAAGCAGCUGCUGCUUACUACCUGCCAAGACAUCUGGCUCCGAGCCCAGCCUACCCCCACCUCUACCCCCCGUACCUCAUCCGGGGCUACCCGGACACGGCUGCCAUGGAGAACCGACAGACCAUCAUCAACGACUACAUCACAUCCCAGCAGAUGCACCACAACGCCGCAGCCACGGCCAUGGCGCAGCGGGCAGACAUGCUGCGCGGCUUGUCGCCACGGGAACCCUCCCUCGCCCUCAACUACGCAGGCAUCAUUGACCUGUCCCAAGUGCCACAUCUACCUGUCCUUGUGCCCCCCACCCCUGGCACCUCUGCCACCACCAUGGACCGCAUCACCUACAUCCCUGGCCCGCCCCAGACCUUUGGCAGCCGGCACAGCAGCUCCCCACUCUCACCAGGAGGUCCCACGCACAUGACCAAACAGUCAGGAUCGUCAGUGUCCGAGCGGGAACGGGAGCGAGAGCGGGAACGGGAGAGGGAGCGGGAAAAAUCCAUCCUAGCAUCCACCACAGUGGAGCAUGCACCCAUCUGGAGGCCAGGUACAGAGCAGUCCAGCAGCCGUUCAUCCUCACACUCUCACAGCCACCAGCACUCUCCUGUCUCACCCCGCACCCAUGAGACCAUCCAGCAGCGUCCCAGCGUGCUCCACAACACAAGCAUGAAGAUCAUCUCCUCGGAGACCCCCACCCCUUCCGUCCUGCGAUCCUCCUCCACCACUACCACAUCACCAAUCCGCUCCACUGCCUUUCCCUCAGCCUCCACCCUGCGCUCCUCCAUCAGCUCAGCAGAUGGCUACACAGCCCCAAUUGACCCGGCCAUCCUGCAGAAGGAGGCCUCAAGAGCACGAGAAGCCAAGGCAGAACGAUCCCAGACUGACAACAAUGUCUUCACCUCAAAGCUACCCAGUGGGGCCAACCUUGAACAAUCACCUUCACCCAUUAAAGCCAUGGAGUCAAGACCUUUACCUGCCUCCGGACCUGGUUCUUCUCAUCACUAUAGCAGAGGACAGGGGAAAAGCCAGCAGCACCAUCACCCUCUGGACCAGCCGCACACAGCCUCAGGCCCUGAGCAGCACAGUAGAGAAAAGAGUCAAAGUAAACCCUUUUCCAUGCAGGAGCAGGAGCUGCGAGCACUCGGCUUUCAUGGAGGCUACAGCCCUGAGCGGAUGGAAGCAGUGAGCCCCGUGAGCUCACCCAGUCUGUCCCAUGAGAAAGGGGCCAAGCUGCUGCAGGAUGCAGAGAAGGGACAUGGGGAGCACGACCUGAGGCAGAAACAGCAAGGCUCACUGAAGGCCUCAGCUCCUGAAGCAGCACACCUGCAGCACCUCCGGCAGCCCGAUGGCCCCCAGUGCCAGCCCCUGCAGUCCAGCCAGAGCAUCAAGGGGAUGAACCAGCGGGUAGUCACGCUGGCCCAGCACAUCAGUGAGGUGAUCACACAGGACUACACACGCCAUCACCCGCAGCAGCUCAACUCCCACAUCCAGAGCCCAGUGUACUCCUUCCCUGGGGCCGCGUGCCCCGUGCUGGACCUGCGCCGCACCCCCAGCGAGGCCUAUCUGCAGCAACAGGAGCAUGCAGUGGCCUCCAGGAUCUCCCCACAGAACGAAGGUGGCAAAAGGUCCCCGGAGCAGAGCAAAGCCUCGGCCGGGAGCGGGUCGGACAACUGCAUCGAGCCGGUCUCGCCACCAGACGGCGUGGCGGAGUCGGAGCACGCCAAGAGCACCGUGUACCCGAUCCUGUACCGCGAGGGCGAGCAGAUAGACCAGAGGAUGGGGUCCAAGUCCCCAGGAAACAACACUCAGCCUCCAGCUUUCUUCAGCAAGCUGACUGAGAGCAACUCUGCCAUGGUGAAGUCCAAGAAACAGGAGAUCAUCAAGAAGCUCAGCACGACCAACAAAAAUGAGACUGAGUACAAUGUCGGGCAGCCUGGGACAGAGAUUUUCAACAUGCCGGCGAUUACUGGAGCAGGGCUAAUCAGUUGUAGGAGCCAGUCGGUCCAAGAGAAUUCCAAUACCAACAUGGGGUUGGAGGCAAUAAUUAGGAAAGCCCUAAUGGGUAAAUAUGACGAGCAGUGGGAAGAGCGCUCACCUCUCAGUGCCAAUGCUUUUAACUCUCUGAAUGCCAGUGCAAGCCUGCCCGCUGCUAUGCCCAUAACUCCUGCUGAUGGACGAAACGAGGACGUGCGCUCCUUGCCAGGAGGAGGGGGGAAGCCAAAGAUCGCUGCCAGACCCAACAGCCGCAAGGCUAAGUCCCCUGCACCAGGUCUGUCUUCGGGUGAGCGGCCACCCUCCGUCUCCUCGGUGCACUCGGAAGGGGACUGCAACCGGAGGACACCCCUCACCAAUCGCGUCUGGGAGGACAGGCCAUCGUCUGCAGGUUCAACGCCGUUCCCCUACAACCCGCUCACCAUGCGGCUGCCCAGUGGGGUGGUGACUGCGGCCCCUGCUGCCCCCCUGCCACAGGGGACACCAGGCAGCCAGCACCACGCCUGGGAUGAGGAGCCCAAGCCCCUGCUGUGCUCCCAGUACGAAACCCUUUCGGACAGUGAAUGAAGCAAGCCAGGGGCAGGAAGACGGCGACCAAACCCAGGGCACAGGGAGCGAGUGGGACGCCCGGGGCGAGUGCCCAGCACCCCGGCCCUGCCAGCUCUCACGAGCGAAGAUGCAGGAGCAGAGCUGGUUUAUGUUCUCCUUUUUCCUUUCUUUUUUCCCCCCUCCCCUCCCAACCAGCCAAUUUGGGGGGGAUGGAGGGAUUUUUUCUUUCAUUUUUUUAUUGGUUGGUUUUGGGUUUUUUUUCCAUUCUCAACAUCUGGAAAUUUCUGCAUCCUCUUCAGUCUGAAGAAAAGAAAAGAAAAAAGCCUUAACAAGACAAAACCCAAGGAACCCAUCUUCGAUCUUGGCAGCCUGGCAGGGUGGUGACCCCCAUGCUCGAGAGGGACUGAGCAGCCGCGUGCCCCAAGCGCGCACAUCCCGGGGCCGUGCACACUCGGACGCUCCGUCAGCGUGCUCCCGCAGAGCCAAGUGAGGGGCCCUGGGAUGCUCCCCUGCAUCCCAGCUGUGGGGCUGUGCCACAGGAGUGCAAAACCUUGAGCGGGUUUAAGAAAAACAAACAAACAAACAAACAAAAUUUAAGUGAUGAAAUAGGAUGGAACUGCCCCAGUUUGGUUACCCCCAGCUGAUCGUAAGGGCUGGGUGCCCAUCGUACUGAUGUAUCGGGCCCAGAGCACUC